AUGAGCAGCUCGAUUCUCCCACGACUUCAAGAAGGUAGAGCGAAUACAUGUAGUUCAUCUCUUGGCCUGCUGCCACCGCUGGUGAACGAUGCUGGUACCUUGACUAGCAACAACCAGCGAAGUCGACUCAAGCAGCCCAAUCAACGAAAUCUACCAGCAAAAGCUUCUUCAUCUUUGGUGGUCAAGUUCCCAUCACUAGCGAAGCCAAAAUGCAACCAGGAAGAAGAGCAUGGACGCAAAACGCAGCGAGAUUUCGACGAGGAGGACGAGAAACGUCGUAGUUUAUCCAGCAGUCGGACGUCGUCUUCUUCUCGAUCUUCGAUACAAGUGAAGGACAAGAACCGUGAUUUUAUCAAGGAACUGGAAGAGAAGAGACGUAAGGAAAAAGAAGAUCGCGCUCGACUGGAGAGACGCAAAAAGAAGCUUCAUGAAAAAAUGACUCGUAAACUUUUGGAAGGGGCGGGUGUGCGGCAGAAUCAAGCUGCUUCGUCUCCAGAGGUAGACGAUCUCAUUAGCGAGUUGAAGCGUCAGCAAGAGCCACAAGAUGAGAGCGAAGACGACUCUGGAGAGACCGAACGACGCAAGGAGAAGGCGAAGCGACAGAAGCGUUUGCUGAAGAAACAACAGGAGCAUCUGGCAAAAAUCCAAGCCAAGCAGCGCGAGGAACAAGAGCAACAAGAACUGGAAAAGGAGCGCGAGCAGCGCAAGCUCGAGAAAGUGACGCAAACGGUUCUACACAAGAUCCAAGACACUAUCAAUCGAUCAGAAUCAAAGGACGCUGAAGAAACGAAAAGCGAUGCUGAUGAAUCUAAAGAACAGCCUUCAGGCAACCAAAUAGCUGUCGAUGAACAAACGGAGGAGCAGAAACAAAAAGCGAAAGAACAGCGCGACGCACUUCACCGCAAACAGCAGAAAUAUCUCAAGAAAUUGGCCGAUCAACGCAAGCAAAAGGUGAAAGAGGACGAAGAUGCUCGGAUCUUGCAGGAGAAACGCAAACGGAGGGCCCAAAAGGAGGCGCAACAGCGACUGCAAGAAGCAGCAGCGAAGCAACAGGCUCUAGCAGAGGCGAGAGAGAAGGGAGAAGCAGAGGCUGCAGCUGCAGCGGCGGAGAAAGCGGCAAAUGCUGGCCCGCCCGUGGACGUGGACGCGAUGGUCGCUCGACUGAGUAAACUGAAGGACCGUGAUGUUCAAAUUAUUCCUGAAGCUCGAGACUUUGCGUCCUGGAAGAAACGUCACGCCGUCGCACCGGACCAAAAGGUUUUUUGCAUGACUGGGUGGUAUCCUGUCAUUCGGGACGAGCUGGAGAAACGUGGGUGGUAUUACAACCAGGAUAGGGUGUCGCCGUAUUUCGACUUCAAGUGGACUCUAAAGAGCGAUGACUUGAGAGGAGUUAAACUUGAGAAGCACCAGUACGUGAACCAUUUCACCCAGAAUGCAGCCAUCACAACCAAAGUGGGACUUAUUCACAACUUACGAAGUGCUGUGUGGCAUCAUAGCGUGGAUAUCGAUGGGUUUUUCCCUCGUGCUUAUGAUCUAAAUGACCACAUGGACAUGGAUAACUUUAUACAGGACUUUCGUUACGGUGUAGCUGAAGGACUUCUCAAACAAUUAGCGCGACGAGGGUUGCAGCUUCGGAAUAAGUUGCCGGGAGCCGUGUCGAUGGGAGCUAAUGAGGCUUUAGUCGAUGUGGUAUUGGACAUCGCGAGAAAGAAGCUCAAAAGUAAGCGACCCGAGAGCAGCCAUUUAGAGUGUGUAGGGCACAUCGAUCCUCUUGAAGAAAGUGUGGAUAAUCCACUAUCUACUGGUGUGGACGAACUGGUGACAGAUCUCCAAUGGGGAGUGCUGACGAAUUGUUCAUUGGACCAACCGGGCCGACUUCGGGCUUCACUAGUGUACAAAAAGAAGGUAUACGCAGAAGAUAAAGAUGUUGCUAGUGAAGGGAAAAGUUUUGAUACAGCGAUAUCGGCUCAAGAGAAGCGCUUGCAACGACAGGCUGAAAGAAUGCACGCGAACGCGUUCAAUCGGGAGAAAGCUCGCCUUAGUGAUCUCAUAACGCACGUUUCACUCGUACGUGACGGAGCGUUUAACGAGGCAAUCCGACUGGCCCAAGAGCUCGAGAAGGUGUGUCCUCAGUUCCACAUUAACGGUGGUGCUGAGUUUAUGCUGCCAGAGCCUCAUCCUGCUGCUGCUACUAGUACGGGUCAGAAUGUGUGGAUAGUCAAGCCUGCAGGAAUGUCACGAGGACGUGGCAUUCGCGUGUUCAAUGACCUGGAUCAAUUGCUGGGAUAUGUCGAUGUGGAAAACCACAAAGAGUGUCAAUGGGUAGCACAAAAGUACAUUGAGAACCCGUUGCUGCUGUGUAAGCGCAAAUUCGAUGUCCGACAGUGGGUGCUCGUAACUGGGUGGGAUCCGCUAACGGUUUGGUUCAAUGAGGACUGCUAUCUACGCUUCUCGUCGGAGGAAUACUCUAUGGACGAUCUGAGCGACCAGUAUGUACACUUGACUAACAACUCGAUCCAAAAGUACAGCGACAAGUUCAACGACGUGUACGCGACGGACGAUGGCGAGAUGCAGGUGGAGGGUAAUAUGUGGCACUCAGACGACUAUAAGAAGUUCCUGGCGACGAAAUUAGGUAAACCCGACGUCUGGGACUCGUAUAUGCACCCACGCAUGAAGGAGAUAGUCGUACAGUCAUUGCAGUGCGUACAGGAUAUGGUGAACCAUCGCAACAACAGCUGCGAGCUGUACGGAUACGACUUCAUGGUGGACGAGAACCUCACACCGUGGCUGAUCGAAGUCAACAGCUCGCCGGCCUGCGACUACAGUACGCCUAUCGCUCAGCGCUACGUGGAGUCUGGCUUGUCCGGCGUCAUCAAGGUGGUGGUCGAUUAUCGAGAGUACGAACAGAAAAAGCGGAGUGGCAAUGCUGCUGGCUUAGAGGAGCCGGAUACGGGCUGCUGGCAACGUAUCCACAAGGCCGAGUUCGUUGGCAAACCCAUGUCGUCGUUUGCUGUGGAUUUCCAAGUGAAGGGCGCGAAGAUGCAACGCACUCGUCGAAGCGCCAAGCUAUACAAUGGUAAACCAAGUACCAGGAUGGCUACAGACGUGAUACCUGAGGGUGCAGACGCAGACAGCGGAGGAAGUGAUGUGGACGCGGCUGUGACGGGGCGUGUGCUGGAAGAUCGCGGUGGAGACGACGAGGAUGUCGAGCAAGAAGAGAGCGACGGCCAAGAUGAAGGCGACGAUGAAGAGCAAGCACAGAGCUGCUGUGUGGACAACGUUGGGGACGGAUCAAAGGCACAGGUGACCAGGGAGACACUGGCGGACGAUAUUGACCCGCUAUUGUAGACAGGUGACGUCACAGGAGACGGGACGCUUUUUUAAUCGCUUCAGUUCGCGACGUCGUCGCUGGUCCCUCGCAAGUUGCGACUUUCCUCGUUGUUCUGCAAGCCAUCGCUUGUUUACGACGGGAAGCAGAAACAAGGGCAUCUUCACGGUCUGGAGAACGCUGCGAUUUGCUGUAGAUGAAUGAAUGUGGCUAGAGAGGCUAAUAGUGUGCAUGUAGAGAGAGUUUUGAACUGCACGAUUUCUACGGCACACAGCACACGGCAGUUCUUGCCGUUUGCUUCAUACAUGACAUGUAAUCUACUCAACUCAAUGUCGAUC
Messenger RNA from Phytophthora nicotianae INRA-310, 3666 nucleotides. RefSeq lists its product as hypothetical. The coding region runs from base 1 to 3348 and encodes 1115 amino acids. Gene Ontology annotation, biological process: protein polyglycylation. The record is from RefSeq and is a predicted model, not a curated record. Gene Ontology annotation, molecular function: protein-glycine ligase activity, initiating. The transcript has a single exon. NCBI's taxonomy places the organism in Eukaryota, Oomycota, Peronosporomycetes, Peronosporales, Peronosporaceae.